Paramuricea clavata is the source of this 402-nucleotide messenger RNA. NCBI's taxonomy places the organism in Eukaryota, Metazoa, Cnidaria, Anthozoa, Malacalcyonacea, Plexauridae. The record is from the annotation of a GenBank genome assembly.
AUGGAGAUCGAAAAGAAGUACAGAGAACUAUUAAGGCAACAAAAGAUGGAAAAAGAAGAGAUUGAAAGGACCCAAAGAAUGGAAACCUUAAGACAACAGUCUGAAAGAGAGCUUGCUGAAGCCCGGCAAAGGGCAGCACUUAUGGACUUAGAAGCUGAAUUGGAAGAACAGAUGGAGGAACAGGGGGAAGUUGAUAUGAGCCUUGUCACACAAGAUCAAGAGGAUAUUCCAACUGGUGCUGAUCAGUUCACUGGCGAUAUUCCAAGACCGCUCUUAUAUGAGGAUUUCUUAUUUGAAGAUGAACCACAUCCCACUAUGAGAAACAACUCACUGAACCCAGAUCUUUCUGCCAAACCACUUUAUCCAACACCGGUUAUAACAGCUCAAGUGCAAGUUUAUUGA